GUCAGCAAGUUUGCCCUCUUGUAGCGCUCACGCGACCGUACGUGCUAGUAUAAAGAUAAAACUACAUUUCCCAGCAUUCUCUGCUCCGGCAGCUUGUUUAUCCAAUGGUCAUUCGAUGCGCUCCUCUGACAACCAAUCGGACAGUAAUCGCUUAAUUCUAACGGUUAAAUACCAUGAAAAUCCCACUUACCAGUACUAUUUACUUACUUAAUUUUCCACCUCCGGAUACACACAGUAAUGUUGUGAUUUUGAUGCAAGACACGUGUUUCACAUCGUCACGGAUUUCAAGUUUUGACACGCUCAAGAUGCUGUCAGGUCUCCGGUUGUGUGUCCGCUCGUUGUGUAGAGGUUGGUCGGUUCGCGGCAUGAGUUUAUCGCCGCGUCAGAUCAACCGAUGGCCGAGCAACGAGUCCUCCGAGCCUCCUGCGGACAGUCCUCGAGUCCUCAUCACAGGUGGCCUGGGACAGCUUGGAGUUGGACUAGCUGAAAUGCUGAGGAAGCAGUAUGGAAAGGAAAACAUCAUCCUGUCAGACAUUAGGAGGCCUCCCGCUGAAGUUUAUAGCAUGGGUCCGUUUGUAUACGCUGACGUGCUGGACUAUAAAAACCUGAGGGAACUAGUUGUGAAUAACAGAAUCACCUGGCUGGUGCAUUACAGUGCAUUACUCAGUGCUAUUGGGGAAGCUAACUUGGCUCUUGCCCGCACCAUCAAUAUCACAGGACUGCAUAAUGUGUUAGAUCUGGCUCUGGAGAACUGCUUGCGACUGUUUGUACCCAGUACCAUAGGAGCUUUCGGCCCUUCAUCUCCCUGUGACCCAGCACCUGACCUCUGUAUCCAGAGACCUCGCACCAUUUAUGGGGUUUCCAAAGUCCAUGCAGAGCUGAUGGGGGAAUAUCUCCACCAUAAAUAUGGCCUGGAUUUCCGAUGCUUGCGAUACCCAGGAGUCGUUUCUGCCCACACCAAGCCAGGAGGAGGCACUACUGAUUAUGCUGUCCAGAUAUUUCAUGAUGCCCUCAGCACCGGCCACCAUGAAUGUUACUUGCGCUCCAACACUCGGCUUCCCAUGAUGCACAUUUCUGAUUGUCACAGGGCCACCAUUGAGUUCAUGCAGGCCCCGGAAAGCCAACUUUCCCUGCGUACUUACAACAUCGCAGCCAUGAGCUUCAAACCUGAAGAAGUGGCAGAAGAGAUUCGCAAACACCUGCCCCACCUGAGGGUCACGUACAAUCCUGAUACCAUUCGGCAGACUAUUGCGGACAGCUGGCCAGUGCGGUUUGAUGACUCUAACGCACGUCAGGACUGGGGCUGGAAGCCUGCGUACGGCCUGUCAGAGCUGGUCACAGACAUGCUGGCCUCCAUCCGUGAAAAAAGAACCAAUGCAGGACUACCUGUCAGCUAGCAAGUUUCUCAGGGACUGAUACACAGAUCACCAGCACCUUUCCAGUACAUUUCCAAAUUCUGACACUGACUGCUGACACUGACAGUUCUCUAAAUAUGUAUGCUUGUGAAGAAAACAUGUUAACCAACAGUGAAAACUCACAUUCUCUCACCGCUCAGGAGACUCUGUCUUUCUUCUCUGUGAUCUGUUCUUACAUAGUUUUUAAGCUGUCAUGGGACAGGGGAAAACAAGGAAACAACAAAAUUCUGAUGAAUACAGUAUAAUAAUAAUAAUAAUAAUAAUAAUAUCAUUGCACACAUUAGAGAUGAAACUGUCCAAUUUAAUUAUUUUAGAGACAUCAUACACUAUAUUAAAAUAAAAAUUCUGGCUGGCCCAAACUUCAAUGAUCUGAUGUUAUAAUUAAAACUCUGCUUUCCUAAUCUUAACCAAUCAUGACAUUCUGUUUGGGAGGGGUUGGAUUUUGACCCCACAAAUGCUCCAUUUCUACAAAUACAGUAAGGACCACUAGACACCUCGCUCUGUGCUCUAGUCUAGACUACUCCAUGUAUUGUGUACAAGAGGAAGUGUCUCAGUUUGAGCACAGCCAUGGGCAGAAAAUACUUUAAACCACUACUACCUUUAGUGUGAAUCAAAAGACUGCCUUUUUUCCAACUGCUAUGGCUGAGGAAAUCACAGUUGCCUGAAUUUUGGGUUCUGUUAAACCCACUUUUGUCUGUAUUGGCUUUUUUUUUUUAUUUAGGGUCAGUUAUCAAAUGACUCUGGGUUCACAAUGCAUAGUGUGGUGGUGUGAAUUAAGUACUUAAUCGCUCAGCAUUGCUGAUGUAUUAUAAUAUACUGUGAAGAGUUUUUUUUAACACAUUUUUUGUUAACUCAGAAGAGCAGAACUACUGGAUAAAACACCCAAAGCGGCCUUGCAAUAGUAAAGAGGGUGUUCUUUGGCUUUGGCCUGUCUGAAAG
Sinocyclocheilus rhinocerous is the source of this 2354-nucleotide messenger RNA. RefSeq names its product L-threonine dehydrogenase 2 (gene tdh2). Gene Ontology annotation, molecular function: L-threonine 3-dehydrogenase activity. Gene Ontology annotation, biological process: L-threonine catabolic process. The record is from RefSeq and is a predicted model, not a curated record. NCBI's taxonomy places the organism in Eukaryota, Metazoa, Chordata, Actinopteri, Cypriniformes, Cyprinidae. The coding region runs from base 174 to 1397 and encodes 407 amino acids. The transcript has 9 exons.